Messenger RNA from Clonostachys rhizophaga, 2868 nucleotides. The record is from the annotation of a GenBank genome assembly. NCBI's taxonomy places the organism in Eukaryota, Fungi, Ascomycota, Sordariomycetes, Hypocreales, Bionectriaceae.
AUGAAUGCUCUCGCCCCCCGAACAAUGGCCUCCUCUCGCCAUGCCGUGCGAGCAUCUGCACAGGCCGCGGUCCGUCAGUUCCAUUCGACGCCUUCUCGCUUGGUCGUCCACCAUGCCCCAAAUGAGAAGACCUUCAGGAACCACCUCGCGCAGAACGACAAGGUCAUUGUGGACUGUUUCGCCGAUUGGUGCGGCCCUUGCAAGGCCAUCUCCCCGAUCCUAGAAAAGCUUUCCGAGACGGAUGAGUUCAAGCAGAUCCACUUUGUCAAGUUUGACGUUGACGAGCUCCCGGCGCUGAGCCAAGAACUGGGCGUCCGAGCGAUGCCGACCUUCUUCUUCUUUAAGGAUGGGAAGAAGGUGGAUGAGAUGGUUGGAGCCAAUCCUGGUGGGCUGCAGACUAAGCUGAAGCUGCUGUCUCAGAGCGCUGGCGUCUCGGGCCUCACCUCAGCCUUGUUGCUCUCGAAGAGUAUCGAGGGAUGUGACCUGACUAUCGUGGCCAAGCAUAUGCCGGGUGACUACGAUAUUGAGUAUGCGUCGCCAUGGGCAGGUGCCAAUUUUGAGCCGAUGUCAAGCAGGGAGGGGAGUAGAUGGGAGCGGCGUACAUGGCCAGAGCUGAAGCGGCUCACAGAGGAAGUUCCCGAGGCUGGGAUUCAUUUUCAAAAAAGCCGUGUUUACAGAAGAAACAAAGACAUGGAGGUUGAGGGGCAAUUGGGCCUCUUCGCCCUCGACCCCUGGUUUAAAGACCUGUUCGACGACUACCGGGAACUCGACAAGGACGAGCUCCUCCCCGGUACCGACUCGGGCUGCGGGUUCACCAGCGUCUGCAUCAACACGGCCAUCUACCUCCCCUGGCUCCUUGGGCAGUGCCGCAAGGCCGGCGUCGUCUUCAAGCGCGGGGUUCUCGGGAACAUCAGGGAGGCCAAGGCCCUGAGCCACACGGGACGCCCGGCGGACAUCAUCAUCAACACGACGGGCCUCGGCGCGCGCAAGCUCGGCGGUGUCGAGGACGCGGCGCUGGCACCGAUCAGGGCGCAGAUUGUGCUUGUGCGCAACGAGCUGCCGACUAUGCUGUCAGUCUCUGGCACGGAGGAUGAGCCUGCUGAUUUGAUCUACACCAUGCAGAGGGCCGCGGGCGGGGGUACGAUCCUCGGCGGGACCUACGACAUGAACAACUGGGAGUCUGCGCCGGAUCCGAACAUUGCCCUCCGGAUCAUGAGGCGGGUUGUCGAGGCGCGGCCUGAUAUUGCUAAUGGAAAAGGCGUCGCGGGUCUGGACGUGAUCCGGCACGGGGUUGGGCUGCGGCCAUAUCGCCACGGGGGUGUUAGGAUCGAGGACGAGAAGCUGGAUGAGAGCACGUGGAUUGUUCACAACUACGGGCAUGCUGGAUGGGGAUAUCAGGGGUCCUAUGGGUGUGCAGAGCGGGUGGUAGAGUUGGUGGACAAGAUCCGUGCUCAGGUGAAGAGCAAGCUUUCCGUCGCGUGGCGCCUCGACUCGGAAUUCUUCCCCCCAAACCUGCAAGACCCCACCACAACGUCAAGCUCGGAGCGUCAGAGGAGAGCUCCAAUGGCUUCCUCUCGAGCCCAAGGCCUUCCCGGGCCUGUUCGAUUCGUUCUCGAUGUCGCCACUCGCCGAAACGAGUAUGCCAAAUUCAUCCCUCCGCUGCUCUGGCUUGGUGAUGCGCUGCUCACCUGCGUCGUCAUCUGGAAGGUCCCUUAUACCGAGAUCGACUGGGUCGCGUACAUGGAGCAGGUGUCGCAGUAUGUCAAUGGCGAACGAGACUACACGAAGAUGGAGGGAGGCACAGGGCCCCUUGUCUACCCAGCAGCACACCUGUACACAUACACCGGUCUUUACUACCUGACGGGCGAGGGGAAGAAUAUUCUCCUUGCCCAGCAGCUGUUUGCUGUGCUGUACAUGGCUACCCUGGCGGUGGUCAUGCUAUGCUACUGGCAAGCCAAGGUCCCGCCGUACGUCUUCCCGCUACUGAUCCUAUCCAAACGACUGCAUAGCCUCUUCGUCCUCCGUUGCUUCAACGACUGUUUCGCUGUCUUCUUCCUCUUUCUCGCCAUAUUCCUCUUCCAGCGCCGGUCGUGGACGUUCGGAGCGAUUGUGUUUACGUGGGGACUGGGUAUAAAGAUGUCACUUCUCCUCACACUCCCUGCUGUGGUCAUCCUUCUGUUCCUGGGACGAGGGUUCUGGCCCUGCUUGCGGGUGCUUUGGCUGAUGGCGCAGGUCCAACUGGCAAUCGCGAUUCCCUUCCUCCCCGCCAACGCCAAAGGCUACCUGGGACGAGCGUUCGAGCUGUCCCGCCAGUUCAAGUUCGAGUGGACCGUCAACUGGCGCAUGAUGGGUGAAGAAGUCUUCCUCAGCCGGCCGUUCGCGCUUGCCCUUUUGGGGUGCCAUGUUGUGUUCCUGCUCAUCUUCAUCAUCGUCAAGUGGUUGCAGCCAGCCGACCGCCCGCUUCUGGACAUGAUUAAGUCUAUUAUACAGCUCAAGCCCCCAUUCACGCCGCCAGAGGAGCGGCGUGUAUCGCUCAAGGUCACCCCGGAGUUUGUCAUGACCACUAUGCUGUCCGCCAAUGUAAUUGGCUUGCUAUUCGCCCGAUCCCUGCACUACCAGUUCUAUGCCUAUCUGGCUUGGUCCACACCUUAUCUCAUCUGGCGGUUUUGGUCAAACCCCUUGGUCGUGUAUGGCGUUUGGCUGGCCCAGGAGUGGGCAUGGAACGUCUUCCCAAGCACCCCUAUCAGCUCGGCAGUUGUCGUCAACGUGUUGGGUCUCACUGUCCUCGCGGCUUACUUUAGCUCGUCAGAGGACGAGAGAGCUGCCCGGGCAGAGGCCUCAUCUUCUGAACCAAAGAAGACAAAAUAA